CAGGUUAUUGAUCUGUAACCAUGUCUGUUAACAAAUCACCUGCAGUUAAUAAAUGUGGAGUAACAUCUUCCCCUUAUCAUGAAGAAUUCUUGAAAUUUCAUUUUCCAAAUGAAAGAGAGAGUCAUAAAUCAAGGUCACCAGGGAUAAUCACAGAAAAGUUCAUCUUGAAAUUCAAUCAAACACAGAAUCCAAUAGAGAAGAAAGCACUGCUGGAACAAGCAAGAAAAAAUAUUCUCCGCUGUAAGAGAAGAUUAGGUCUCAGUUCCUUGGGUUCUGGGAAACAUGUUCAUCUUCCUUUUGCGUGGACUGAAGUAAUAUAUCUGGCACAAUGCAAAGGAGAAAUUCAAGACGAAGCUCUAAAUAUGCUCUUUGCUUCCCUGGACCAUGCUUCCCUUGAUUGUGAUCAUCUGCAUGCCUUAUUUUUUGUUGCGGAAUCAGUUUUAUAUAGACUCUGUUGUGAUGCAUUCCUGAAGGAAUUUCUAUAUUCUGUUGAGAUAAAGCUGACAAAGAUUGGCUAUUUGAUCUUCUUACGACUUUUUAUAUUUUACCUGCAUGGUCAACUAGAAAAUUUUAAAGAACAUUUACUUAGGCUUCAGCCAUAUUCAUAUGCACUUUUUGCUUCUGGAGAGUCAUAUUACAAGUAUCCAAAUAUCUUUUCAAAUGUCCAAUUCAUGCUGAAAACGUUACAAAUUAUAUGUGGAAAAGAACUCUUUUCUGAAUCAGUUUUUAGCACUGUGGAGAACAGGGGAGGAUUUGAGAACACAGAUUCUGAUGUGGCACAUUUGCCGAGUAAUCAUGGAGAAUAUGAACUUAACCCUCUGCUCUGGCACUGUGUUGCUGCUUGGUUUUGUGUUCAGAGUAAUAGUCCGCAGCUGAGUAGUGUGCUUGACCAUCUCCUCUUGCAUAAAAUGCAACAUCAGAAGAACUACUGGUUGGAUUUAAUAGUAGCCUUGCUGGUUCUUGGAGAAGCUGCCAAAUUAAAUAUGACCUGCUUGAAAACUUUAAUGGAACUGAUGAGAGAUUUUCUUUUAAGCAUUAUGUCUGUUGAAAAACAGGAGGACAUGUGUGAGGGAGAUGACCUUUGCUGGUCCUGGAAUGUCGUUCAUACAUACACAACGAUCAUCGCAGAGAUCUGUUUGUAUGCAGCCACAUCUGAUUUGCGGAAAACUGCCUUUAUUGGCGUCGGUGGCUAUAAAUGUCCACGCAAAAAAAUUUUACUUAUCGACGAAUCAGAACAGCCAGAACUACAGGAAACAAGUAUUUUACAUCUUUUGGAAUUCUUUUCUUCAAAAAUAUCAGAUAAUUGUGAUCAGGUAGUUUGGAUUGGAUACUAUGGCAUAGUGUAUAACCUGGUGAAAAUGUCCUGGGAACUUCAGGGUGAUAUGGAAGAGGAUGGACUUGGAAACAUGAUUUGGCAAACAUUACAAAAAACAAAGGAUUAUGAGAAAGAUGCACGAAUCCUGAAUGCAAUAAAUAUUGCUCAGGCUGAGUUGAAUGACCGGAGGGACCCUUUCACUAGAUACAGUACGAAAGUUCCAGCAAAUGCAAAGGAGGAGGUUUUCUCCAAGUACAUUGGAUGGAGAGUUGCCAACGCACUUGCCAAACUCUUGUUUCCACCUCUCGAUGUCUGUGUGCUUGAUUUGAAGAAACCAGCAGUCAGGGAGGAUCAAAUGAAAUAUCUAAAUAAAAGACAAGGGUCCACGAAGAAGAGAGUUCUACAUUUUACUGUAAGGGAAAAUCCUUCUCUCUCAGAACUUCCCAUGUUUCCAUACCCAGAUUUCUUCAGCAAAGCGGAUAAAGAAUUGGCAAAAAUUAUUGACCAUCAUUGGCAGAAAGAACUGGAAAUCCGGCAAAAAGAAGAUGCAAUAUGUGAAGCCAAAGAACAGAAAGAUAAAGAGUUACAGGAGCAAAAACAUUUCCAGGAAAUUAUGAAGCUAAGAGAAGAAAAGUUGCACAAGCAAACUAAACCUUAUGAGCUUCCUCCCAGGACUGAAGUCGUUUCAUUAAAAAACAAUAUCACUCACAAAAACUUUGAGAUCUACAUGCCAGAAAUGGCUAGCAUGGAAAAGGUCAAGAUAGCUACUGACAUGUUAGGUAAACUUUCUCUUAAUUAAUUUGAGUCUUUUUGUGGGGUGGGGGAGUUGUUAUCCUGGUGCAGGCUGUCUAAUAGUCAUUGCUUAGUCUUACAUUAAUAGUCAACUCCUAAUUAUAUUUGAAUGAUUUCACUAGUUAUAAAUUUACAAGACUGCAGCUAGUGUUUUUCUCAAUUGGUUCUUGUGAAGUAUAGUGUCCUUGAUCAACUUUUCUCACAGUGUUAAUAUUCAUUGGGCUGUAUCAUAAAAAUGAACUGUAAAUUAAUGAGUCAAUGUAUAAGAACUGUUUCUUGAAAACAAGAGUUAUCACUCGUGUACAUCUAUAAUUACUAUUAUUCAAAUAAAAAGAACUUAUGACA
Messenger RNA from Cavia porcellus (domestic guinea pig), 2452 nucleotides. It is a transcript of the gene Tmem232, whose product is annotated as transmembrane protein 232. Bases 21 to 2114 code for a protein of 697 amino acids. The record is from RefSeq and is a predicted model, not a curated record. The transcript has 13 exons. NCBI's taxonomy places the organism in Eukaryota, Metazoa, Chordata, Mammalia, Rodentia, Caviidae.